Messenger RNA from Ostrea edulis (European flat oyster), 2016 nucleotides. RefSeq names its product lactosylceramide 1,3-N-acetyl-beta-D-glucosaminyltransferase-like. Lineage: Eukaryota; Metazoa; Mollusca; Bivalvia; Ostreida; Ostreidae. The record is from RefSeq and is a predicted model, not a curated record. The coding region runs from base 82 to 1083 and encodes 333 amino acids. Gene Ontology annotation, molecular function: UDP-glycosyltransferase activity; hexosyltransferase activity. Gene Ontology annotation, cellular component: membrane. The transcript has a single exon.
AGUCUACAAGAAAUAAGAACUUUUCUGCUAUUCUUUCAAAACUUGGAUGUGUAGCAGAUAUGUUGUGGGACCAGACUAAGAAUGAAGACGCUGAAGGUCCUGUACCCUCUGUCGGUAUUUCUGUUUGUUUUCCUGCUAACUUAUGUCUAUUUUCACAGAACAGCCACGCGGUACCAAACCGUAGUGUUAAACACUGAACCCACGAAGACAGACUUGGGUCUAGCCUCGAACAACGAAGCAGACUUUAAAGAAAUAGUGUUGCCGUCAUAUGAUGUCGACUUAAAGUUAAUUAAAGCCGUGGACAGUCUUCAGAGACGAGAGCCGACAGAAAUUGGACCGGUUAACUACGAAAAAUUCCGUUACAUGCUGAAUCCGAAAAAUGUCUGUAAAGGAUUUCAAAAAACGUUGACAAACGUGCUUGUGUUGGUAAAAUCUGCCCCAGAUCAUCAACGGCUGAGACAGUGGCUACGGUUGUUAGUGAAGGAUACUGCCGGAAGUUAUGCCAAAAACAUACGAAUGCUCUUCUUGUUAGGGUUUUCUGAGAAAGUGAACAGAGAUCUAAAGAUAGAGCAUACCAAAUACGGUGAUAUCAUUCAGAAAAAUUUCAUUGACACAUACAGAAAUCUGACGUACAAAACUCAAAUGGGCUAUGAGUGGGCAACUGCUUUCUGUUCGUCUGCCAGUUUUAUCAUGUUUCAAGAUGACGAUUUUUUCACCAAUGUGAAGAACGUGUUCAGCUUUAUUUCCAAGCAGUACAAGCCGGAAAAUGUGUUUAUAGGACGCCUGGUAAAGUCUGGAGCGUCUGUUGUCCGAGACAGAGCCAGUAAAUGGUUUGUGUCCAACAUUGUGUUCUCCAACGACGUUUUCCCGCCUUAUUUCCCGGGAGGAAGUUACCUUGUAAGUGCGGAGAUAGGUAGGAGGCUAUCCCUGGCUUUUCCUUAUGUUCAAAACAUCCCCGUGGACGAUGUGUAUGUGGGCCUUGUAGCAUCAAAAUUGGGCAUUACUCUGAAAUAUUCUGCGCUCUUUGAUUUUGCAAAUUGUCAAAACUGGAGUAAUUCCUUGGCGUGUAAAGCCUUCCUGUAAAACGACAUAUAAUGCAAGUGAAGAAUUCUGGCCUCGAUUACAUCUGAAUUGUUUGUGAAGAAUACACAAUUUAAGAUGAACUGGUUGGUUGUUCGUUUUACGUCCCGUCGAGAAUUUUUCACUCAUACUGAGACGUCACCAGCUGUGAAGGCGUAGCAGUGUACCAACGCCUGCAGCGACACGGGACUUCCGUUUUUAACGUCAUAUCCGAAAGACCCGUGAUUCUCACUUCUAAAUGCCGAGCAUUUGGCGAAGGAGCAGUCACUGCCUAUGUUUACGUCAUAGGUUUGACGCAGCCGUGCCAGGAGCGGGACAUGAACUCACGACCGCCCGUUUACGAAGCAUAUGUUCUACCACUGAGAUGGUUGAACUCUUUGAUCUCAUGAAUUACAUGUGCACAUUUACAUUCCGGAGAAUAUGUACCAUUACAUUCUGAGGAGUACCGGGGUUGUUUCAUCUAAUUUUCAAUCCAUGAAGCAAAUGACUAACGAAUGGCCUUGGUUGUGUUUGCUUCCGAUGAAUACACGAUAAGCGCAGUAAUAACACCCUGAAUAUACACUGAUACAUUCUGUUUGAGUCGAUGAUAUGGGGCUCACGUCAACCCCUAAAGUUAUCAGACAGCAGACCUUCAUUGGACCAGCAUGGAUCCAGUGAUGCUCGCUUUAAAUAUCAUCUGUCCAAUGUUGGCAAGCAAAAUGGUCCCAUUAUCGGUUACCCACGGAUGCUUUUCAUCGAUGUUUGAGGAAGCGUGUGUGGUUUGCAACGAUGCAUUGGCCCUAUACUGACAAUUGGUCCAAUUGUUCAAGCGUGCCAAUUGGUGAAAUUUUGGUACCAUGUUUUAUAAAUGUUUGGUGAACGUUGCAUCAAGGCAAUAAAUACUGUACAUUUUUACGUCAAGCCAAAUUGUCUCAGAAAACAAUAAACCCUAUGAAA